Messenger RNA from Rhopalosiphum padi (bird cherry-oat aphid), 3194 nucleotides. RefSeq lists its product as uncharacterized. The transcript is spliced from 5 exons. NCBI's taxonomy places the organism in Eukaryota, Metazoa, Arthropoda, Insecta, Hemiptera, Aphididae. Bases 333 to 1079 code for a protein of 248 amino acids. The record is from RefSeq and is a predicted model, not a curated record.
CACUCGGCCGCGUCGCGUGUGCGUAUACCUGCGCAGGUUGCCCGGUGAGCGGCGGCAGCGGCGGCAGGGAACACCCGCCGCCCAGUGGGGGAGUACCGAGUGUAGCGGUCGUGGUGUGUAUACGCACGCGAAAACAUUCCUCUACAACUGCUACGCGCCGCUGCUGCCGCCGCCGCUCGUACCGCACGACGAUAUUUAGUGUUUAAUAAUAAUAUUAUGAUUCGGCGGGCCUUUGGCGGGUUCCAGCCGACCUCGGGUUACCUCCACGGCACCGCGAUACUACUGCCGCCGCCGCCGUCGUCAAUAACGAUCGUCGUACGUUAGUCACUGCCAUGUCCGGUUUGUCGCUGAGGAAGCCGUGCGGCGAGAAGGAGUGCCCGGAGUACCACAUGUGCCAGGCCCACGAUCUCCAGUGCUACCCGUGUCAUUCCUACUGCAACGAGACUUCACACAACUUUGACGUCAAGAUAUGCCAACAACAGUGUCAAGAUUACAUACAUGAUUACGUGAAGCAUUACGUCAAGGAUAGUAACAUCCAAGAUGUGCUACAAGAGUUGGAGAGCCUGAAAUCGUUGAUAAUUUGGUUGACGUUGCUGGUGGUCGUUGCUAUCGCUUUGAUGUCCAUCAUGUUGGCGUUCGUUUGGAAACGCGAGAGGAAAAUACCGAAGCUUAAGAACGGAGGCAAAGAUUCAUAUUUCAAAAAAAAAUUGGCUUUCUUAAAGUUCAGGAACAACACGGUGAACACGGUUAGCGAAACCGUGGACAACAAGCCGUGGACGGUGACGGCGGCGGCGGCGGCGACGACUAUGAUGGCCGCGCACACGACGGACGCCCCGAAGACGUCGUCGGCCGGAUCGUCGUCCGGCAACCGGACAAGCCGCACGACCGUCUCGUCGUCGUCGACGUCGUCCACGGACAAGCUGCCGUGCGAGGACGCCACGCUCGUGACGCAGGAGUUCACCGGUUACGACAACUUGGGGCUGUGCAAAGUGUCGCCGGUGCUGUGCAGCAAACCGACGGCCACGAUGAAGAUGUACGGCGCGACCGACACGGACCUGCUACACCGAUACUCCCCCUAGCCGCCGCCCCCGCCGUCACCAUCGCACCGGGCAACCGGUGGUAUAGACUCGCCGUCGCCGAUACGACGUGUGCCGGAUUGCAGGGAUGUUCGACGGGGACGCGAACGGCGAGAACCAGAACGACGACCGCCGCAGCUAGACGACGUGCGGACGACACGCGUAUCAGUCGAGAAAAAAAUGAACGCCGCCGCCGCCGCUGCGUAGGGUACGCCUAAUAAUACGCUUAUAUACCAAUUAUUAUUACCGGCCAAAGUUUGUGCACAGUAUUUAUUUUAGAUAAUUUAAUAUCAUAUAUGAACUGCUGUAGAUUAUAAUAUUAUAAUGGAUAUAUUGUCUACGACCCUUAUUGACUGUCGGCCAUCACUCGUUUCUAUUGGCCGCGAAUUCGAUUAUAUCUCGACGAAACGCCGUUACUUAUAUAUAUAUAUAUAUUACUUAACAAUAUAUUAUUAUCACGUGUAUAGUUUUAUUUUCAUUUCGCUAGCACAAAUAUGCGCAGAGAUGUGAUUUUAGACCAUUUGUGAGUGAUGUAAUCGUGUGCGUAGUAGUAUACUAUAAUAUGUUGGUUUGAGCGAUUCGAAAACCGUUCCGGGAACGUUACAGCUUAAGUCUAGUUGGGUCGAGUGCAUUUUGAAAAUCUCUUUUGAUGUAAUGAUCAUAUUAUCAACACAACAUUUCGUCGUAGUUAUGUACAAGUCCGCGACACAACGUGAUAUCACACACGCACGCACUCGUACAUAGGAUAUAUAUAUAAAUGUAUAUGUAACGUGAGUAGGUAACGCGUAAAUUGUAGUUUUUUUCGUUUUUUCGUACCUAUUAUUUACUAUUAUAUUUUUUAAAUGAACUGCGCACAGUAUUAUAUCGACGACGCGCGUAUCGCGGUCAAAGUACUUAAAUAUUGUAGUUGUUACUUGUUGUUAUUAUUGUUUUUUAUUUUUUUGUUUCUUUAAUAAUAUAACCUUAUAUAUCGUGUAACUUUGUUGAUACUUAGGAGUUAGGAUAAUUUUGUAUAUUGUAUUCAAGUUAAAAGCGUGUUACACGCGCGUUAGCGAUUAUUAUGUAAGUAUUAAGUUUAGUGAGCUAUGAGGAGGAUGAAAUAAACCUUUGAUCAGUGAACCCCGUCCAAUAAACUUUAACAGUUUUUAGAUAAUUUUGCGCCACGCUCGUCCAUGUCUAUACAUAUUAUAAUACACGUAUGUGUACUUAUGUAUAGAUGCGCUGUCGGCGUAAAAUUGUAGGUUGUCGACAAACGCCGUUCGUUUGACGUUGUACAUAUAAUAAUAUUAUAAUAUAAACUUUUUUUUAUAUAUAUAAUAUUUCAUAAAAUGAUUUUUUUAUUUAUAUUAUAUAUUUAUAUAUUAUAAUAUCAUAUCGUUUUAAAGUAUGUAGUAUAAUAUACCUUAGUUAUCAUAAAAAAUUUCUAUUGUUUGUUUUAGCAUCGUAAUACUUUAAAUGUAUAAUUUCUAUAAACACGAGUAAUGCGCAUUGUAAUGCCAUUAGAUCGAUUUAUUAAUAUUAUAUAGAUUAUAGUUGGUAUAGUUAGGUAGUAUUAAAAUACAUAAUAGUUAAAUUAAUUUAUCGAUCAUAUUAUAGAACCGAGACAAUCAUAUCAUAUUACUUAUAAGGAGGUAUUAUUAUUAAGUAUGGAUAUUAUAUUAUUUGUAAUACAUCGUCGUACCUAGGCACCUAGAUAAUAAUUGUAUUGUAAAAAAAAAUAGAAUUUAGUAUAUUAUUUAUAAUGUUUAUAAAGUAUAGGUACAAUAUAUAUAUAUUAUAUUAUUCUCAACGUUAUUAAUCAUAUAGACAACGGUUUCUCAUACCAUGAAAAGUGUAUCGAAAAGCAAUAUUUAUAUAUAAGUAUCAGUAUUUAAUUAUUGUAUUAUUUUAAAACGACACCCAAUGGGAAUGAUCGGUACAUAUCUAUUUAAUAUUUUACACUUCAUAUAUACUCAUAUGUUUAUAAUUUUAUAACUUUCAUAAAAAUGUAUUGUUGUAUUACGACAGAACAAUCUGUUCCUAUUUAUUUCAUUUUUGUACGAAUAAAAUUAUCACGUGAUAAGAAAAAAUUUUACUAUGUUGCAUAUUAAUAAAUAAUUUUUUUAUAUAUAUAUAAUU